UCCUUCUAACGAGGACAAACUUUUCUAAUCUAAAAUUUGACCCAUUUCCGGUUUUCAGCUAACAAAUUAUUGAGUUUAAUUUAGAUUGUAACUAAAUAAAAUAGUUGCUGAUAGUAUAUAUACCAUGGAGGCAGCUUUAUUUUUUAUAGCAACUUGUGUAAUAGCACAUACACACACCACAAAUAUAAUGGACAAAUUGUAUGAAGAGGUUGAAGAGCCAGUGAGUCCUCAUGGACAGUAUUUCAACACCUCUGUGAUGUGUUCUUAUAUUUUUGCCUUUCUAGAACUAGCCACUUCAUUUGAUGUCUCACUAGCUAUACCUUUGAUCAAAAAUAUUUUCAUCCCUAUCAAUCCACGUUUCUCCUCUAUUAUGGUUAGAGGCAAAGAUGGUAACAUGAGAUGGAAAAAGGUUGAAGUGAAGCCAGAAGAGCAUGUAAAGGUUCCUAAGUUUCCUGAAACCACAAAUUCAUCACCAAUUGAAUUGUAUGACAGUUAUCUUAGCGACUACGUAACCGGCAUUUUCGUUGAAAGAACACCACAAGAGAAACCACUUUGGGAAAUUCAUAUUAUAAAUUAUCCAACAAAAAAUGCUGCUAGUACUAUAAUAUUCAAACUUCAUCAUGCACUUGGUGAUGGUUACUCUUUAAUGGCUGCUCUUCUUUCUUGUCUUCAAAGAGCUGAUAAUCCUUCUCUUCCUCUCACUUUUCCUUCAAGACCACAAUUUGAUUCAAAAUAUACAAAGAAGAGCUUAUUUAAGAAUCUAUAUCAGAUUUUUAGCUCUAUAUCAGAUUUUGGAUCAAGUAUAAUCAAGACAAGAAUGAUUCCAGAUGACAUAACACCUAUAAGAUCAGGAUAUGAAGGAAUUGAUUCUCAGCCUGUUAUCUUGUCAAACAUAUCAUUUUCUCUUGAUCAAAUCAAACAAAUCAAAUCAAACCUUGGAGUGACAAUAAACGAUGUGAUUUGUGGGAUGAUCUUCUAUGGGAUUAGGCUAUACAUGGAAGAGAUGAAUGAGAAAACAAAAACAUCAAAUUCAACAGCAUUGGUAAUGCUCAACACAAGAAACAUUGGAGGUUAUCAAUCAUUGAAGGAAAUGCAAAAGCCAGAGUACAAAGGUCUUUGGGGGAAUAAAAUAUCUUUCUUACAAAUACCAAUACCUAAGCCAAACCAAUCAGGAAAUUCCAACCCUCUUGAGUUUGUUUGGGAAGCUCGUGAAGUAAUAAAGAGGAAGAAAAGUUCUUUCAGUGUUCAUCUCAUAGGCUUGCUCAUGGAUUUGGAGAUGAAAUUAAGAGGACCUGAGGCUGUAUCUAAAAUAAUUUAUGACACUAUUGGAAACACUAGUGUUGUUAUCUCAAACAUGGUAGGGCCAGUGGAGAAGAUGACCUUGGCAAAUCAUCCUGUGAAUGGUUUGUAUUUCACCAUGAUGGGUGGACCUCAGGAUAUAAACAUUACAAUUAUGAGUUAUGUGAAAGUAUUAAGAGUGAGCAUGAAAACUCUAAAGGGAUUUAUAGAUGAACAGAAAUUAAAGUUCUGCUUGGAGAAAGCAUUUGAAGUCAUAUUUAAAACAUCUAUGAAGAUCUCUGAGAUAUCCACCAAAGAUUAACUGGCAAAUACAAAGGAUUGAUUCAGGAAUUAAGCUCAGUGCAACUAAUAAAAUUAUAUUAUAUAUGUUAUAUAUUACAAAUAUUUAACUAAGUGUAUCAAUGUAUAAGUGAUGUAUGUUGUUGUUGCUAUUAUUAUUAUUAUUAAAAGUAAUAAUUUGAAUAUUGCAUCCCAUGUACAUAGGCGAUCAUUUAAUAAGUUAUUUUGCCCCGUGUGUGUACUAGUGGUGAAAACUUAAGAU
This is a messenger RNA of Vicia villosa (hairy vetch), 1840 nucleotides long. Its product is annotated as wax ester synthase/diacylglycerol acyltransferase 4-like. Gene Ontology annotation, cellular component: plasma membrane. Lineage: Eukaryota; Viridiplantae; Streptophyta; Magnoliopsida; Fabales; Fabaceae. Gene Ontology annotation, biological process: triglyceride biosynthetic process. The transcript is spliced from 5 exons. The record is from RefSeq and is a predicted model, not a curated record. The coding region runs from base 125 to 1600 and encodes 491 amino acids. Gene Ontology annotation, molecular function: long-chain-alcohol O-fatty-acyltransferase activity; diacylglycerol O-acyltransferase activity.